Molecule: messenger RNA, 750 nt
Organism: Schizosaccharomyces japonicus yFS275
Lineage: Eukaryota; Fungi; Ascomycota; Schizosaccharomycetes; Schizosaccharomycetales; Schizosaccharomycetaceae
Exons: 3
Coding region: 1-750 (249 amino acids)
Molecular function (GO): nucleic acid binding; zinc ion binding
Source: RefSeq, a predicted model, not a curated record
AUGCCAGAACCUAUGGAAGACGUCGAACGAUCCCUUCUUACAAUCCCCCUGUUCGACGUUGAGCACGAGGACAGUGCUCCUUACAAACAUCGUGGACACGAUGUGUCGUGGGCUGUCUGCCCACCGAAAUACGAUGGCAGACCGGACUUGCCCACGCUGGACAACUGGUUUCGGGAGCUUUGCGAAGAUCUUGAGAACAACAAGAUCUCGCUGAAAGAAUUCCAACGGAUUCUGAGAGAGCUCUUCAUCCCCGAAGACGCUCUCAUGGUCUAUCGACACCAGUUCCUCGAUUGUCACCAAACUGGGACAAUUCGAGAAUUUGUGUCCUCUCUCCAGCGGUUCCAAAACAUCCUGUCGCUUGACGACGGGACUGUGAAGGACCAAUUGAUACGUGGCAGUAAGCCACAUGUCAGAAAGGACUUGCGCGUCGGCAACCCGAAGUCGCUGACCGAUGCUAUUCGCAUCGCAAACGCGGCCGAGGAUGAGGUCGGCGCUCCCGGCUCGGUGUGGACAAGCUAUGCGUCCCACACCGCCACUCAUAGAGAAGCUCCUCCGAGCGACCCUAUGCACGUGGACGCUUUUGGCAUCGGCCGCUUGCCCGAUGCAGAAAUCGCGCGUAUUUUUCGUGAAAACCUGUGUUUCCGUUGCAGACAGCCGGGACACAGAGCGCGCGACUGCAGCAAGGGCAGGACGAAGAAGCCAAAAGCGAAGCCCUCCACUAGGAUCAAUGCAGCCAGUGUAACGCCUUAA